Neopsephotus bourkii (Bourke's parrot) is the source of this 3244-nucleotide messenger RNA. It is a transcript of the gene SLC45A2, whose product is annotated as solute carrier family 45 member 2. The record is from RefSeq and is a predicted model, not a curated record. NCBI's taxonomy places the organism in Eukaryota, Metazoa, Chordata, Aves, Psittaciformes, Psittacidae. Gene Ontology annotation, molecular function: sucrose:proton symporter activity. The transcript has 7 exons. Gene Ontology annotation, biological process: transmembrane transport. Gene Ontology annotation, cellular component: membrane. Bases 378 to 2069 code for a protein of 563 amino acids.
UCCUUUCCUGACACAUCUAGUUUUUUGCCAUCCUGUUCAAUCCACAGGAAAGCGGAACUCUGGUUGGUGUUCAUGUUUGUGUAACGGAGAGAUGAGGGUUCUGUAUUCUUGGCAUCACUGUCUUAACAGCAGCGAGGAAUAGCUUUGUGGCAGGCUAAUCCUGCGCCUUUCCCUUGUGAUGUAUGUUCCCAUUAUAUGUGUGUUUCAUGCUUAAACAGUAAUUAGUUGUGGAUAGCUGGGAGCUCUGCAGACGCCCAAGAGCUCAGAUCUGCUCAAGUUAACACAUCUCCCCGCCCCCUUCCUUGCAUAACUUGUGAUCACAGAGCCAUGAAAGUAUGUGAGUCCCUCCCCCAGCACAGGCUGAUCCCACCCGGCAUAUGACCUGGCCUCCAUGUCAGCCAGAGCGGGCAGCACUGGCUUGCCAGCGUGCUGCACAUAGCCAGGGCAAUCACCACAGAAGAGAGUUUCUAUCCCCUUUCAAGGUGGCCAAGGCCGACAUGGACAGCACCAAAGAAGAGGAGGCUCUGCUGCAGUCUGUGAGGAGGGCUGGAGCCUCAGUGCCAAGGAAGCGAGCCGUGGGAAGGCUGGUCAUGCACAGCAUGGUGAUGUUCGGCCGGGAGUUCUGCUAUGCCGUGGAGGCCGCCUUUGUCACGCCGGUGCUGCUCAGUGUAGGGCUGCCCAAGAACCUCUACAGCCUGGUGUGGCUCAUCAGCCCUAUCCUGGGCUUCAUGCUGCAGCCCGUGGUAGGUUCAGCCAGUGAUCACUGCACCUGUAGCUGGGGCAGGAGGCGACCUUACAUUCUGGGUCUGGGCGUCAUAAUGCUGUUAGGCAUGGCUUUGUACCUCAAUGGGGACAUGAUGAUCUCAGCUUUCAUCGUUGAGAGACAAAAGCAGCAGACGUGGGCAAUAAUCAUUACCAUGCUGGGAGUAGUGCUUUUUGAUUUUGCAGCUGAUUUUAUUGAUGGCCCCAUCAAAGCAUAUUUAUUUGAUGUCUGCUGUCAUGAGGAUAAAGAGAAAGGUCUGCAUUACCACGCCCUCCUCACAGGUUUGGGAGGAGCCCUGGGUUACCUGACGGGUGCUGUGGACUGGGGGCAGAUUAUGCUGGGAUAUUCCUUGACAUCGGAAUUCCAGGUGAUUUUCUUCUUCGCAGCCUUGGUUUUGCUAAUCUGCCUUGCUGUACAUCUGCGCAGUAUUCCAGAAGUUCCACUCAGAUAUGAAAAUGAGGAGUCAAAGUUCUUGUUGGAUGUGACUGAAUCCUAUAAAUACAGCUUCAUAGAGGAAGAAAUCAAGAAUGGUUACUUAAAAUCAACAUGUACUGAAAUAAAGGCUGAAGCUAAACCAGGGAAAUGUGCUGUUGCAUCAGAUAUGGGGGAUCAAAGGCGGAUGACCCUUAAAUCACUCUUGAAGACACUUUUAAACAUGCCAUCCCACUAUCGGUGUCUGUGUGUGAGCCACCUCUUUGGAUGGAUGGCUUUCCUGUCCAACAUGCUCUUCUUCACGGAUUUCAUGGGACAGGUUGUAUACCACGGUAGUCCUUACGCUCCUCAUAACUCCACGCUUUACCUUUCCUACAGAAAAGGAGUAGAGAUGGGAUGUUGGGGGCUGUGCAUCAAUGCAAUUUCUUCAUCAGCCUAUUCUUACAUACAGAAAAUUCUCCUGCCACACCUAGGAUUAAAAGGGCUUUAUUUUAUUGGAUACCUACUUUUUGGAUUGGGUACUGGAUUAAUUGGAUUGUUUCCCAAUGUCUAUUCCACUCUGGCUCUAUGUUCCCUCUUUGGCAUCAUGUCCAGCACUCUGUAUACAGUGCCAUUCCACCUCAUUGCAGAGUAUCACAGGGAAGAAGAGAGCCUGAAGCUGCAGGACGGGGAACAAGCUGGACAGCAUGGGCGAGGGAAGGGCAUUGACUGUGCUGCUCUCACCUCCAUGGUCCAGCUGGCGCAGAUCAUCCUUGGUGUGUGCCUGGGGCUCUUGGUCAGUGUCGCUGGCAGCACGGUCACUGUGAUUUCGGCAUCUACAGUGGCACUGAUCGGCUGCUGCUUUGUUGCUUUUUGUGUACACUAUGUGGAGUAGGACCGCAUGAAGUGAUUGGAAGGAAGCUCCCCAGGGCAGCGUUUUCUUUCUGGGCCAGUAGCAUUGGUGCUGUUGCUGUGCUGAUACUGCUGCACAUCCUCCUCACUUACCUCCUUGGAGCGACUGCAAUUCCAGAGCUUUACUAAAAGGAGACUGGAUAAAAUUGGUUGUUUAUUGCCUCAGAUUUAAAUCUUACCUAUCUUGACUGCUUUGUUACUUCAUUCCUGCUGACCUCAGUGUAUGAACAUACUAUUACACAUGACACUGUGUGCCCAUGGUAACUCAAUGUCCUAUAUGAGGAGUCAUCACAAAACUCCUGUCCUGGGUUCGGGACAACUCCUCAUUACAAAUUUGUGGAAAUUAAUAAAGAAAGUAUGUCAUAAACUUAAAAAGGAGUAGAAAUGGGCAGCUAGGAAGAAAGUUUUAUUUAUCUUGUUUUUCAAGUAUCUUAAGUUUGGGGAUAUUCCUUCUGGUAGUCAAAAGCUGCAGGAGGAUCAAACAGAGGCCAUGUAGGAUGCAAUUGCAUUAUGAUUAGUAGUAAUGUUAGUAGUAAAGAUCAGUUAAUUCCCAGCUACUGUCAGAAGCAGGUUUGAGUGUUCAAGAUGACUGGAAUAUAAAAAGAUUGAAGCCAGUUGUUUAAAAGCAUAACUGUAAAGUAAUUAUUUUAUGCUGGAUCCUGCUGCUUCUACAUAAAUGAAAUAAAAGUACUGAUGGAGCUUGUCACGAAUGUCUGCUCAAGGCUGGUCUGCAAAUCCACGUGUAGGCACCUAAACAAUCCAUCUAUGGGAAACAGGUGCUAUUUCUUCCUUCUCAAAAAGCUGGCCUCUUGACUUUGAUACUGUAAUUGAAAAAAUAAACUUGGCCAAAAUAAGAAUUUUAUGAAUGGUUGUAAGCCACAUAAAUCUUGACAUUGGAUAUGACAGUAUUUGCUUUAAAGUAGCCCCUCUUUUCUAUUUUCCAUCACACAUCUAGCUUUGAGUGAAAUGACAUUUGCUCUUUACAGAAUAUUGUAAAUAAAUUCAGUUCUGCAAAGCAUUAUCAGACAUUACUGUACAGUAGAUACUUAAGUCCAGUUAUUUGUAUUUAAUUGCAUAUGAAGCUUCAUUCUUAGUUUUAUAGUUUUGCCAGAGGUUUGAAAGCUCUGUGUUCGUGAAGGUGAUAUGCUGUUGUAUUCA